UUUAGCUUUACUUAAGAAAAAAUAUGGGUGUAAAAGGCAAGUUGAUUGGUUCUGUCGAGGUGAAAUGUGGAGGACACUUGAUUCAUGAUCUUUUUCAUACUAAUACUCAUCAUAUACCCAACAUAUGUCGUGGUAAGAUCAAUCAUUUUGAGAUUCAUGAAGGUGGAUCUAUAAAAGUUGGUUCGGUAGUUAGCUGGAAGUAUAAUGACGAUGGGAAAGAUAAGAUUGCUAAGCAAGUGAUUGAUGCCGUUGAUCUUCAGAAGAAAUCAAUCACUUGGAAAGUAAUUGGAGGAGAUUUGUUAGACCUGUACAAUUCUUUCACCAUUAUUUCAUCUUGCGACAAGCAAUGGACUACAUGGACAUUUGUGUACGAGAAGAAAACUGAAGAAACCCCAGAACCACUUGUUCUUUUGGGUUUUGCCCUUGAUCUGACCAAAGAUAUCGAGGGUCACCUUCUCAAGAAAUAGAUCAUCUAUGUUAUUUGGUGGGUUUAAACACAUGCAAUAUAUAUAUAUAUAUAUAUAUAUAUAUAUAUAUGCAUGAUUUUAUACCCACUUAUGUGUUUGUUUGUGUGAUAAAUAUUUGGCAAUAUCGGCUAGUUCUUGCUAGCAUGUGAAAUAAAUAAUGUUGUGUAUGAAAAACAUAUAUUAUAUAUGCCACUCUCCUUCUGUGAAUGUAUUUCUAUUUUCUAAUAAUAAUGAUCAAUAUAUGUAAGAUAUUCUGAAA
Solanum verrucosum is the source of this 726-nucleotide messenger RNA. RefSeq names its product kirola-like. The transcript is spliced from 2 exons. Lineage: Eukaryota; Viridiplantae; Streptophyta; Magnoliopsida; Solanales; Solanaceae. The record is from RefSeq and is a predicted model, not a curated record. Bases 24 to 467 code for a protein of 147 amino acids. Gene Ontology annotation, biological process: defense response.